Nakaseomyces glabratus is the source of this 201-nucleotide messenger RNA. RefSeq lists its product as uncharacterized. Lineage: Eukaryota; Fungi; Ascomycota; Saccharomycetes; Saccharomycetales; Saccharomycetaceae. The record is from RefSeq and is a predicted model, not a curated record.
AUGAAGAUGUAUAAGCUAGCCUUGAUAAUAAAGCAGCAAAUAUCAGCAAUCGCUGAUGUUUGGCAUGACAAAUUACAUGCCUACAAAGUGAAAUGCACACCGUUCAGAGGUUUCUUGAGAUUAUGGAUGCUCCAACAGAAGAGGCCUCCGUUGGCAGUUGUACCCCACUUAUUAAAGUUUACUCCAAGUAUCAUGCUCUGA